This is a messenger RNA of Humulus lupulus (European hop), 1981 nucleotides long. RefSeq lists its product as uncharacterized. The transcript is spliced from 2 exons. The record is from RefSeq and is a predicted model, not a curated record. NCBI's taxonomy places the organism in Eukaryota, Viridiplantae, Streptophyta, Magnoliopsida, Rosales, Cannabaceae. Bases 1391 to 1981 code for a protein of 196 amino acids.
AGCACGUUUUUAACCAAAGGACUCAGGUAGCGAGUCAAAUUUCUAGUUCACCAUUCACCGUAACUGUUCUGGGGUAACCAGGGCAUUACACAUAAUCACAUCUUCCUACAUAAUCCAAGGAAUCCAUACACCAUCAUCACGUAAUUAAAUAAACAAAAAUAAAAAUAAAAAGUCACAACAUCACAAAGAAUUAGUAAAAGAUGCAUAAACUUUUCUCUUGAUCUGUAAAAGCAGGAUUAUUAGAUAUAUUACAUUCUGUUAUGGGUUUAGUUAAAUAAACCCCCUUGUAACUAGUGUUGGUUAAGUUUGUCUAACCAACUUGCUUUUAUUUUUUCAGCCUUAUUAUUGAAAAUGCUAUAUAUUGUACCUGAUUCUUUUUUAUAGCCCCAUAAAUUUCUCAGCUUCUUCCGAUCUCACCUUCCAUGGCUUGAACUCGGAACAACAACUCUCGGGAACAACUUCCUUCCUCCAUUGAUUUCGGCGUCCCACUUACUCAUCCGACCAUGACCGCCGGCAAUGGCACAACCACCUUCACUUCGAAUAAUCCAUUGGAUUUGCCUCCUUAUGAACGACCUGCCCCUGAAGAUGCCAAAAAUCCCUACUUCAUGGGCACAAGAAAUCACCUGGGCCUCAUUCUUGCAUCACCACCACCCACGGACACAAACUUCUAGUAGUGGGCUAGAGACUUCAAGCUUUCGGUUGGUGCCAAGAACAAGUAUGGCUUCCUCAUUGGAACAUUAUCACAACCCCCACCUGACCACCAUCUGUUUGAAUCUUGGAAUAGAUGCAACCAAAUGGUCAUGUCUUGGAUCAUUCACUCGGUUUCUCUUGAUAUCAAAAGUAGUAUAAUGUUUCUUGAUACUGCUGCUAAAAUGUGGACUGAGUUGAAUAGCAUAUUGAAUUAAGGGAAUGGUCCUCGUAUCUUUGAGCUUCAGACUUCUCUCAUCACUCUUCAUCAAGGUGAUGACUCUGUUAGUGCCUAUUUCACAAAGCUCAAAGCCAUUUGGGAUGAAAUCAAUGAGCUUCAACUUCGCACGCCUUGCACUUGUGCUGCUGCUGCCGAUUACCUUGAGCUACAAAUCUUGAGCAAGUUCUUCAAUUUUUCAUAGCCUAAAUGAAUCUUACCAUGUCAUUCGUGCUCAGGUUCUUCUCAUUGAACCCUUUCAUUCCAUUUCCAAAGUUUUUUCCACAAUUGUACAAGAAGAGAGACAAAUAAGGUUGUGUCCCUCCACCACAACCAAUCUCAUUGCAGCCACUGCUGCUCCAGAUCCCAACCCUAAUUCCAAUUUCACUCAUUCCACUCUUCUUCCCUCAAGAACCAAGAAAAUGCGCCCAACUUGUUCCCAUUGUCUAAAGUCGGGACAUCUCAAAGAAAAGUGUUAUUUCAUUCAUGGAUUCCCUCCGAGAUAUGGCACUAAGAAACCUGAAUACACUACAAGAUCGGCUGCAAAUCAAGCUGUUGCAUCUUCCUCCACAUCACCUAUGUCGAGCAAUCAAGCAACCAUAUAGAGCCUUCUUGCUCUGCUCAGCCAGCAGCUCCAAUGACCUAUUAUCUCCAAUACCGAUCCCACCCCAGCAGUAUCUUCAAUUUCUGGAAACAACACAAAGCAAGGUGAUUGGGACUGCUAAGAGAUCCGACCACCUAUUUCUUCUACAACAAGAGAAGUCACAUGUACCUUCUUGUUCUUUUUCUUCCAAAGAUACUUGUAUUGAUGUUCAUACUUGGCAUAAACGCCUAGGAUAUCCUUCCAUGAAAGUUACUAAUUCUUUUUAUAAAAUUUUAGAUUUUCCAAUUUCUUUAAGUCAUACGCCUUGUCAUAUAUGCCAUUUAGCAAAACAAAAGAAGUUGCCUUUUGAUUCUAAUAAUAAUAUGGAUCCUCUUGCUUUUGAUCUAAUACACAUGGAUAUUCGGGGUCCUUACUCUAUUCCAACUUUAGAAGGCUACAAAUACUUUGUUACCAUAGUUGAUUAUCACACUUGA